AUGGCCGCGACGGAAGGUCCAAUGACAAAACAUAUCCGAGAGAAGCUAUCAGAACAUUUCAAAGUAAGUGGCAUUUUCUUUUCGAUUUUUUUAGAACUUUUAGACCAUUGAUCUCACAAUUUCCUCUUGGUAUACCUGAAACAAUAUAAUUGAUUUUUCAGCCGGUCCAUCUUGAAGUAGAAUGUGAAAGCCGGCUGCAUAAUGUGCCGAAGGAUGUGGAGAUUCACUUCCGAGUUCAGAUCGUCUCCGACAAAUUCGAUGGAUUAUCGAAAAUUCAGGUAAUUUAAAUUAUCGUUGUUGGCUUGAUGUUUAGGUCGAAAUGACGAAUAUUUGAUGGAUUUCAACUGAAUAAAGCGCUGUUAAAGCCAGAUAAAGGCUCUUUCAGUCUUGUAAACACUAAAAAAAGGCAUAAUUUGAUUAGAUUCAUCUAGUUUGAUCAAAUUUUGCCUAGUACAAUAUAAUUUGUUACUUUUUCUCCGAUAAGUCUAAAAACUUCGGGCUAAGCGGUCUAAAAUACGACAUGGAGAAUAAGAAGCGAUAAAAAAUAAUUUCAGCGACACCGACUGGUCAAUAAAUGUCUGGCCGAGGAACUGGAAUCAGAUAUCCAUGCGUUACGAAUUCAAGCUCUUGAGCCCAAAGAAUACGAUGGAAAGGCGCAAGAUGCGGCUCCAAAAUGCGGAGGGGGGCAUGGACUGUAA
Messenger RNA from Bursaphelenchus xylophilus (pine wood nematode), 698 nucleotides. The record is from the annotation of a GenBank genome assembly. NCBI's taxonomy places the organism in Eukaryota, Metazoa, Nematoda, Chromadorea, Rhabditida, Aphelenchoididae.